AUGGUAAUAAGGGGAAGAGCGAUGCGAACAGUCUCUAUCCGUAAACAGGCCCAGAGACCCGGUUCAAAUCGCUCAACAUCUACGCUCAGGGCCGCGCUCAUCGGAGCGCCCAGCUCAAGCCCUUUACCAGCCCGCCGGACCGACACACUGCAGGCAUAUCCCCUGAAGUCAUCACUCCCAGUCGGUGUGGGAGCGUUGGCCUUGUUCUCGAUAUCCCGCGCACAUUUUGCUCCGCAGGAGCUGCAGCACCCAUCCGUCACCUGUCUUGCGUCAUAA
Molecule: messenger RNA, 276 nt
Organism: Akanthomyces muscarius
Lineage: Eukaryota; Fungi; Ascomycota; Sordariomycetes; Hypocreales; Cordycipitaceae
Exons: 3
Coding region: 1-276 (91 amino acids)
Source: RefSeq, a predicted model, not a curated record